Molecule: messenger RNA, 1389 nt
Organism: Diutina rugosa
Lineage: Eukaryota; Fungi; Ascomycota; Pichiomycetes; Serinales; Debaryomycetaceae
Product: SF3a splicing factor complex subunit
Exons: 1
Coding region: 1-1389 (462 amino acids)
Biological process (GO): mRNA splicing, via spliceosome
Cellular component (GO): nucleus; spliceosomal complex
Molecular function (GO): zinc ion binding; RNA binding
Source: RefSeq, a predicted model, not a curated record
AUGUCUCUCCUAGAUCGCCAGCGCAACGUGUUGGAAGAAUAUGACACUCUUGACUUUCAAGUAUCAGAACGUAUAAGACGGAAUCCCAAUUUGACAGAUGGUUCGUCCAAAAAGCGUCCGCGGAAAGAGGAAAUCAUGCAACAACAUGAAAUGUGUCUUAUGGCUGAAAGAAUGACCAAACAAGCUGAAACGUUUGAUGAAAGCGACCCAUCCAAAACCAAACUUGAGAUCGAAUCAAUGAAGGAUCUUGAGUUCACUUUCGCCGAUUUACAUUCUAAGAUCAAGGAUACGAUGAGUGAAUGCCUGGGUAUCCAAUUUGUCGAGGAUAUAAAUGGUUCAUAUGCUAUGUAUCUGAGUGCUACAAACUACUCAGAAAGAGGUGGAAAAGUUAAGGUACAAAGAAAGGAAAUUCUAUCUAAAACUUGCGCACCGUACCUUGACAUUGAGUUUUUAUUCUCUCCAACUGAACUAUGGGGGACUAUAUUGGAUCUAUAUCCAUUUUAUCGACAAAAACAUUGUGAAAAUGAUGAGCGUCUGUAUGUUUUCUAUCUUGAAAGUCUAGUAACGAGUAAGCAAUUGGAUAUGCACCAAGCAAGCGCUAUCUUGAGCUACAUUGUUGACUUUUGGAAGAGAAGUCAUCCACUAAUGAAUGUUGAUAAGAAGUUAAUUGAGGUCAGAGGCGAAGUUAAUCCUUCAAGUUCCGAUGGGCAAAUAUGGUGUGGACCAUGCAACAAAUGGUUUAAAGAGUCAAUCUAUUAUAAUCAUUUGGACGGAAAAAAGCAUAAAAGGGCUGCAAAACACACAACAGAUAUAAAGAAACCAAAUAGAACUGAUGGAGAAAUCAUCACAUGGAUUCUAGAAAACCCACUUAAAAAGGAGUUUGAAGCAACGAAGAGAGCAGCAGCGCAACCCCAAACAGAUCGAGAGCGUUUGCUUGAAGUAUCACGUCUCGAGGGCGAAGAUUCCGAUUACACCGACGUCGAUUCUGAUAAUGAUGAUAACGACAGUGAUGAUGAUACUAAUCUCCUCGCGAACCUUCCCACGGAUGCUAAUGAAAGGCCUAUCCCUCACUGGUUGUAUAAAUUGCAGGGGUUAAACAAGAGCUUCCAUUGUGAGAUUUGUGGAAAUGCUGCUUAUCAAGGAAAAAUCACAUUUGAAAGGCACUUCACUCAAAGCAAACACCAAUACGGACUCAAAUGUCUAGGAGUACGCGAAGAUCAAGUGAUAUUUUUCAAUAGUAUAACGUCAAUCAAAGAAGCACAAAAUCUUCUAUUGAAUCUCCAGCAAAAGCAAAAAGACAAAUAUUUUGAGGAGGAGGUGGAAGACUCGGAAGGAAAUGUGAUGUCGAAGUCGGACUACGACGAGCUCAAACAGCAAGGUUUAUUGUGA